Molecule: messenger RNA, 798 nt
Organism: Exophiala mesophila
Lineage: Eukaryota; Fungi; Ascomycota; Eurotiomycetes; Chaetothyriales; Herpotrichiellaceae
Product: 2-deoxy-D-gluconate 3-dehydrogenase
Exons: 2
Coding region: 1-798 (265 amino acids)
Molecular function (GO): oxidoreductase activity, acting on the CH-OH group of donors, NAD or NADP as acceptor
Source: RefSeq, a predicted model, not a curated record
AUGGCUUUGUCCUAUCCCCAGAUGUUCUCCCUUCAAGGCAGAAAGGCCGUUGUCACGGGUGGAUCGAGAGGAAUUGGUGCGGCCAUUGCAGUGGCUCUGGCUGAGGCGGGGGCGGAUAUUAUUCUGAUUCAGAGAGACACAUCAAAUCUCCAGACCAAAGAAACCAUCGAAUCGCUCGUUCGACAUGAUCAAAGUUCUCCCAAUAUCUUCAUAUAUACCGCAGAUCUUAGCUCUUCAGCCGACGUCAAGGCUUUAGCACCCAGGAUUCUAGCUGAUGGUCAUGAUGUCUCUAUCCUUGUCACCAGUGCUGGAAUUCAACGUCGUCAUCCUGCCCAUCAAUUUCCACUCGACGAUUGGAACGAGGUGCUUCAAGUCAACUUGACCAGCGUUUUCACCCUGUGUCGUGAUUUCGGGGCUUAUAUGCUUGGUCGUCCUGGUCCUCAUCGUGGCUCGAUCAUCAAUAUCGCUAGCCUAACCAGCUUUCAGGGUGGUAUCACAGUUCCCGCAUACUCGAGUUCAAAAGGAGGUGUGGCACAGUUGACCAAGGCAUUUAGCAAUGAGUGGGCGAGUCGGGGAAUCAAUGUCAAUGCCAUCGCCCCGGGAUACGUUGCCACAGACAUGAAUGAAGCCUUGAUCAACAACGAAACAAGAGCUCGUCAGAUUCUGGAGAGGAUUCCAGCGGGGAGGUGGGGAAAUCCGGAAGAUUUCAAAGGGCCGGCAGUAUUUCUGGCCAGUAGGGCAAGUGUAUAUAUGAAUGGUGAGAUCUUAACGGUUGACGGUGGGUGGAUGGGUCGGUAG